This is a messenger RNA of Eupeodes corollae, 1094 nucleotides long. RefSeq names its product transforming growth factor beta regulator 1. The record is from RefSeq and is a predicted model, not a curated record. Lineage: Eukaryota; Metazoa; Arthropoda; Insecta; Diptera; Syrphidae. Gene Ontology annotation, cellular component: nucleus. Gene Ontology annotation, biological process: regulation of cell cycle. Bases 83 to 1078 code for a protein of 331 amino acids. The transcript has 2 exons.
UUCAAUUCCACCAAAAAAUUUUAAACAAAAAUAAAAUUUUCCAAAAAACUCGCAAUUUUUGAGACCCCUAAAGUAAGAUAAAAUGUCCAAAACCAUUUAUUAUCAAAACAAUCAAUAUGCGCGUGUAAUGAAUCUAAAAUACAAAUCCAAAUAUAAAAAAAUCAAACGAAUUAUCAAGAAUUAUGUUUUCGAAAAUGCUGCAUUAUGCGAUCAAAUAGCCCAGAUCCAGGAGGACAUCAUAACGAGCAAAGAAGAACGUCGUUUUCUACUUAAACGCCUCAUAAAACACGAAAGUGAUAUCGAACUGACUAUGAAGCAAGAAAACAACACCUCGGUCAAUGGAGAUGCCACAACGCCGGUGGCUCCUCGAGUCCCAGGUAAGCGUGGGCCGAAGAAACGCAUCAAAGUCGAAGAUGAAACAACUACAAAACCGAAAAAGGAAAAGAAUCAAAGCGGGAAAUCAGGAGCAUCUAAAAAAUCCACUGUCAUUCAAAAAGUUCCCUACGACGCCCACGGAAAACCCAUAUUUCCAAUUAACCUCGGAGGUUUUGUUCUCCAUGCCUUGGGUGAAAUCAUGUCUGAAAAUACAAACUUCCACACUGAGAAUUGGAUCUACCCCGUCGGAUAUCUGGCUACUCGAGUUUUCUCCCAUCCAAAGGAACCCGAACGAAAAUGUGUCUUUACUUGUAAGAUUCUCAACAACUCAGGAGUACCCCAAUUCCAGAUAAUUCCUGACGCCGAAUUUGACCAUGUCUUCUUCGGAGAAUCAGCCAAUAUCUGCCAUCUAGGUCUUCUCGACACAAUUGUCCGAGUUUCCGAUGUCGCGAAUCUACCACUACGCCCCCAAGGCGAGCGGUUUUUCGGUUUAGGUAACCCAACUGUGAUGUCUCUGCUGCAAUCCCAGCCGAAUUUCAAGAAGCUGCAGAAUUUCAAGGGAUUCAUCGUAGACGGCGGCUAUGCCAUCGAAGACAAGGACCCCACUCUCAGCUACGAGGCUCUGCAGAACAUGAUAACCAUGUCUGCGUAUCACACUGUCCCCGAAGUCAAAGAGGAACCUCCAGAUGAGUUAUUGGAAUAAAAAACCAUCAACCAUU